UAUCUUCCUUCUUGGAUGAAUGAUCUUUCCGACUACAACAGCAAUGCCAUCCCGACUUCCUAGCAAAUCUUCGCUAAUCGUGAUCGUGGGUGCUGGUAUCUUUGGCCUGAGCACAGCCAUCCACCUCGCCGAACGCGGCUACAAGAACAUAAAAAUCAUCGACAAGCAAGCCUAUCAUGAAUCGCAGUAUUCGUACGACAAAGGCUGCGAUGCUGCCUCGGCAGACAUCAACAAGAUCAUCCGCACAGCCUAUGGCUCUGAAAUAUGGUAUCAAGAGCUUGCGCUCGAUGCUGUUACCAAGUGGAAGAGAUGGAACGAGGAGAUAAAAACCGGCAAGACGCUUCCUCCUGGAUUCUCUACCAAUGAUGCGCUCUUCGUCAAUAACGGGACCCUCACGAUUACCACGGAUACUUCACUGCCCCAGUUCGAGAAAGACACCAUUCGAAACAUGACGAAUGCAGGUCUCGGAAGCACGCAGGUUAAUCUGAGUAACCCCGACGAUGUAGCUCGCGCGAAGAACAACGGCUUCGGGUUCGCUGUGGACGCAUUGAACCUGAAAGAUAACCUUGCCUUACUUGACACGCAUGCGGGAUUCGUCUACGCCGACAAGGCCUGUCGUUUCGCACUUUACAAGGCAGAGAGCUUAGGCGUGCAAGUCAUCCUCGGAGGCAAGAAAGGUACAUUCUCAAGCUUUCUCGAGAACGCAGAGUCCCGUAUCACCGGCGUACGUACGGCAGACGGUGUCUCCCACCCUGCCGAGUUGACCAUAAUGGCUUGUGGCGGCUGGACUCCAUCGCUUGUCACCCAUCUCGAUAAUCUCUGCGAGACUACAGCCGGAACCGUCGCCCUGUUCCAGCUCCCGCCGAACAAAGCUCUCUGGGAUCGAUUUGCCCCUGAGAACUUUCCCACCUGGUCAUAUAACCUUCGACACGGAAAACACGGCGGUUUAUACGGCUUCGCCCGGGAUCCUCACGGCGUCGUAAAGAUGGGAUACCGGGGUUCAAAAUUCACCAACCCGCAACCACAACCUGACGGCGCAACCAGAAGUGUCCCAAAGACGCGCUGGACGGCAGAAUCGAUCCACCAGAUCCCAACCACAGCAGCGCGGGUAUUCAAGCGCUUUGUGCAAGAAUUCCUACCCGAGUUGAUGCAAUGCGAGAUGAGCACCCGGCUCUGCUGGUACACCGAUUCAUUCGAUAACCACUUCGUGAUUGACUUUGUGCCUGGCAAAGAAGGGCUGAUGGUUGCGACGGGAGGUAGCGGACAUGGGUUUAAGUUUCUUCCGAAUAUUGGCGAGCAUGUGGUAGAUAGGAUUGAGGGGAAGGAGAAUGGUUAUCUGCCGUUGUGGAAGUGGAGAAGCUUGGGGGACGGGGCGAUGCCGGUUAAUCGCAUCAUGCAGGGCGUUGGUAAUGAGCUGUCACUGCAACGCCAGAGUUUGAUGACGAUGAAUGGUUUGACUGAGCAGUAUAGUCGUUUGUGAUUGAGGGCUGUCGCGAAGUCCACCUAGAUAGAGGAAUCCUUCACUUUUCUUCACUUAAGUCAGC
Molecule: messenger RNA, 1544 nt
Organism: Aspergillus melleus
Lineage: Eukaryota; Fungi; Ascomycota; Eurotiomycetes; Eurotiales; Aspergillaceae
Exons: 3
Coding region: 20-1480 (486 amino acids)
Molecular function (GO): sarcosine oxidase activity; flavin adenine dinucleotide binding
Source: RefSeq, a predicted model, not a curated record